UUCAGCUGUUCCUGUCUGCGCUGUGCUAGUAAGCUAGUAUCAACAUCCGGUCGUGACGUAGAAGCCUGUGGUGGCGCGGCACGCGGGUGCUCCACGAGGUGUCAGCAGAGCGGAGGGAAGCCUUCAUGGGAUUUGAUGCCAUGAUUGACAGCUGUAUGAGCCAGUCAGUGUGCUCGCAUUCAGUGGCACUGCUCGCAAUUGGUCGGAUGGGUGUUUGUGCAGGAGCCCCGCCACUGCAGAGAUCGCUACUGCGCAGGCUCUGGCUCCGAAUGAUGUCACCUGCGCAAGAUGGCAGCAGCUGUAGCGGGGUACAGUGCAGCCUACUUUUACUCUCAGUCAUUCUCUCUCUGAGGCUGAGGGGGAAAGAGAGGAGGGCAUUACACAAACCCUCAGUGUGGAAGGCACUCCGUAUCUCAGCACAUCAUGACUGGAUCUGUGCUCCUGAUCCUGGCAGCCCUUGUGGGAGCCUGCGCUCAGUUUACAGAUGCUGCCAGCACUAAUAUACAGAACAAUGAACCAUCAACAGAGGAGACAGAAAGUUACAUGCCGUUCCUCUGCUCACCACCGCCUGCCCCCUUAUCCCCAUCUUCAUCAGUUCACACUCUAAGACCUGUUGAUAUCUCAGCUGUUUACAUGUUGGGGAUUCCACUCUCACACAGGGAUGAAGCCUCCAGAGUGGUCAAUAGAGUAGCUGAGUUGCUGUCCAUGUUUAACCCUGAGGUGAUCACUCAACAUGUGGAUCAGCACUCAUUGCAGCGCAGAAGCUUGUUGGAAGAAGCUGAGGAGUUGUCUCUGUCCCUGUCACAUCAGGAGACAAACUGGAAGUUUGUGCUGCUGUUUGUUCCUGCAGAUUCACUGUGUGCCUGUUCACCACGUGUUGCUGCAGAUGUUAAAGCUACUGUACAGGAAGUGGAAGCAGCUCUGCAGUUGUUGCAGAAAAGGUUGCAUCGGACCUUAGUUCACGUCGUAGUCUGGAGCACAAAUCAGCAGCGGGAUGAGUGUGAGUGUUUGAGAGAUGGAAGUAUAAACUGGAGGCUGCAGAAAGGAACUCUUCUGAAAACACUGCAGGACUCGCUAAGUGAAGUCUUAGACAACCCAAAGUGGCACAGCGAACGGGCAGACUUCACUGCUGUGCUGCAGUCUGCACCAGUCAUCCUUGAAGGCAUCUCAGAUUCUGAGAACACCGGCUCUGACCUGAACCAGCUAGCUGUUCAGCUGUGGACAAACCUGCUCCAGCCAUCGACGGGUGAGGCAGAGGUCAUGGACACCAGCGUCAUUACUAUUCCUUGCCCUGCCCAGGAACGACCUUUCCUGCGAACGCAGAAAAAUACCCCCAGUGACAGAGAGAGCAAAGUUUACAGCAAAGCCUCCACACUAACAGAUCCUGUUAUGGGUACUGAGAUACUUUGCACAGACCGCAGUCCAUCUUCCACUACACCCACUUCAGUUCAUGAGCUCAGACCUGGAGAUAUCAAGGUGGUGGCAGCAGUAGGUGACUCUCUGACAGCAGCCAACGGUGUGGGCGCAAAGACAGACAACCUUCUGUUAGUGGCAAAUGAGUACAGAGGACUGUCAUGGAGCAUUGGUGGUGAUGGAAACAUUACCACGGUGACCACUCUGCCAAACAUCCUGAAGGAGUUUAACUCCAAUGUGACCGGCUUCUCAACGGGAGUAGGUAACCAGAACUCUGCUAAAGCCUUCCUCAAUCAGGCUGUGGCCGGAGCCAAGACUGGUGAUAUGGUGCGACAGGUGCGCGUCCUAGUGAACAAAAUGAAAACUGAUCCGCGCAUCGAUUUCCACAGCGACUGGAAAGUCAUCACCAUGUUUAUUGGUGGCAAUGACAUAUGUGACUUCUGCACAGACAGCGCUGUUUUCUCACCCAGGAACGUGGUCGAGCGUAUCCGCCAAGCUCUGGACAUACUCCAUAGUGAAGUGCCUCGUGCCAUCGUCAAUCUGGUCGAGCUGUUAAACAUUGUACCGUUACGUGAUCUGCAUAAAGAUAAAAGUCUGGGCUGUCCCACCUGGUUUGUAAGUUUAGUUUGCCCCUGCAUACUGAAGCCUAAAGAUGGGUCUGCUGAAAUCCAGAAGGUCAAUGACUUCAACAGAGCCUAUCAGCGUGGCAUGAGAGCGCUGAUUGACUCUGGGCGGUAUGACACUCACCACAACUUCACUGUGGUGCUGCAGCCCUUCUUUAGGGAGGUUAUCCUCCCCACAUUGGAGGACGGCCGGCCUGAUCGCUCGUACUUCUCACCCGACUGUUUUCACCUCAGUCAGAGAGCUCACACUCUCAUGGCUCAGGCUCUUUGGAACAACAUGUUGGAGCCCGUGGGCAACAAGACUUUCACACAAAACUUCUCCAACGGCAUUGAUCUGAAGUGUCCUACUGAGGACAACCCAUUUUUCAGGACUGCUGUCAACAGCAACUACACCUUUCCAGGCCCUCCCCCAACUCCUGCUCCUGUAACAAAUUGGGGCAGUGACUUUUCCUGCAGUAACACAGCUCCAUCCAACUCUGUGCCCACUUCAGCUCACAGGUUGCGACCAGCGGACAUCAAAGUGGUGGCUGCUGUGGGAGACUCUUUAACAGCCGGCUUUGGUGCUAAGGCAAAGAAUCUCCUGCAGCUAAGAACUGAGUACAGAGGGGUGGCAUGGAGCAUCGGAGGAGACAAAAAUCUUGAGACUGUCACAACUAUGCCCAACAUCCUUAAGAAGUUCAAUCCUCAAAUCAAAGGGUGGUCAAAGGGACAAGGGAAGUGGCAGACUGGAUUCAACAUGGCUGUGUCAGGAGCUAAAAUAGCGGGAAUACCUGGGCAGAUCCGACGCCUGAUUGAUACCAUAAGGAAUGACUCUAAGGUGGAUUUCGAGAAUGACUGGAAGCUGGUGACCCUCUUCAUUGGAGGCAACGACCUGUGUCAGUACUGCAAUGACCGGGUCACUCUGUCACCUCAGAACUACAGCCAUCAUAUGAUGACAAGCUUGGAUAUGCUUUAUAAAGAGGUUCCCAGGACAUUUGUCAACAUCUUGGAGAUCCUAGAAAUCGAAGGCCUUCGCAGGAUCAAAAGGGAUAGUCUCGGGUGCAAUGUGUUACAAAAGUUUGUCUGCCCGUGCAUGUUGUUGCCAGGAGAGGAUUCCCCAGAGCUGGCUGAAGUGAAACGGAUCAAUCGGGAACACCAGAUUGAGACAGAAAAACUGGCGUAUGGAGGCCGCUAUGAUGGAAGAGAGGACUUUGCUGUGGUCGUGCAGCCUUUUUUUCAGAACACCGUAGUCCCUUUGAAUGUUGACGGCAAACCUGACGACACCUACUUCUCUGAGGACUGUUUCCACUUCAGUGAACGGGGACAUGCUGACAUGGCUGCAGCUCUGUGGAAAAACAUGCUGGAGCCAGUGGGUAAAAAACAGACGUACAACAAUUUCACAAAUGCCAGAAAUAACAUCAAGUGCCCCACUGAGGAGCAUCCUUACAUCUUCACAAAGGUGAACAGCCUCCCCAGUACGACUAUCACCACCACAGCACCCACAACCCACAGCACAGCUUCAACUCAGCGCUCCACAGCACCUCCAACCCACAGCACAGCUUCAACUCAGCGCUCCACAGCACCUACAACCCACAGCACAGCUUCAACUCAGCGCUCCACAGCACCCACGAUUCAAAGCACAGCCCUGCCUCUCACCCCUGACUGUACGAACUACGUCCCAGCAUGGCUCACUGCUGUGCUCGCUGUAAUAGGUCUCCUGACUGGCUUGGCUGUCACCUGGCUCCUCCUCUUCUGCAGAGCCAAGAGAAGAAAGCAGGAGCUGAUGGCGACAGUGGAGAUGAGGGCCAGUAAGUUUUAAAAUGCUACUUACUGUGUUUUUGCACCGGACUAUUCAAGGACCUCAACUGCAAAACAACUUUGCAAUAUCUAAAGUGAUUGUGGGGAUAAUAAGGCAGGUUUUUUAUAUAAAAAAGACACGACAAGACAGUUCUGCUUGCUUCAAUAGAGAAGUUAAUUAUUAUCCUUGAACCACAGAAAAUAUUACACCAGUCUUCAUCUAUAGAAAGCAAUAAAUAAGAUGAGAGGAUAACACUUCAGCCAAACAUCACUGAGGUGAAAGGUGUAUUUAAAUGCUGACUUAAUGAAGCAAUGCCGUCACCAACCAUGACAAAUCACAGCAGAUUCCAUGUGCAAAUGUAAAGACUGAAACUACUGACUGGACAUUAACUUAUUACUGCUGUUAUAUAUUUAAUUUAACUAACAGGGUCUAAGAAUGGAGGGUGUUGUAUGCUGUACAGACUGUAAAGUCCCUUGAGGCAAAUUUGUGAUUUGUGAAAUUGGGCUGUGAAAAUAAAAUUGACUUGUAUUUGGCAGUACUGUCACACUUCUAGCCCGACCUUUCCAGGGUGUACCCCGCCUCUCACCCAGCGCCCCCCCCCGUGAUGAAUGAAUGAAUGAAUGUCAGAGUUUUAAUCAGGAUUUUCAGAUUAAAGAUGUCGAGUACACUCUUGAUGAUGUAAUAAUGAUGAAGAUGUAAAUAUGAGUCGAACAUUGUAUGGUUGUUUUGUGCAUUUAUAAAUAAUUGUAAAGACAAUGUAAUUAAUUCUUUCUUAUUUUUUUAUUAUUUUAAUGCCUUUGAUUUUAUUUAAUUG
This is a messenger RNA of Epinephelus moara (kelp grouper), 4627 nucleotides long. It is a transcript of the gene plb1, whose product is annotated as phospholipase B1. Gene Ontology annotation, cellular component: brush border membrane. The transcript has 45 exons. Gene Ontology annotation, molecular function: retinyl-palmitate esterase activity; phosphatidylcholine lysophospholipase A1 activity; A2-type glycerophospholipase activity. Lineage: Eukaryota; Metazoa; Chordata; Actinopteri; Perciformes; Serranidae. The coding region runs from base 424 to 3834 and encodes 1136 amino acids. Gene Ontology annotation, biological process: phospholipid metabolic process. The record is from RefSeq and is a predicted model, not a curated record.